CUCUAACCAAGUGGAAAGUUAUCCGCGAUAGAAAUUUGUGAGAGACAACUGCGCGAGACCGUCAGGUCAAAAAGAAAGAAAGGGACAGGAUACAGAUUUAUGCUACAGGUUCACAUUUACCCGCAUCAAUAAUGUAAUCUCGCGAGAGUUGUUCUUAUCGCAAACACGAAUAUGUCCGCGAACACGUAGCACUUGCCUUUAUCGAGCGCAUCUUACGUGGCACCGACAUUAUCCGAGAUAUAUCCAAUUACCUAGGGGUGUCUUUCUUAACAAAACGCUACUGUUGACAGGACACGUCUGUUCUCAUUACGUUUGCAGAAUUGAUUGGGAUGCACGAGAAAAGGAAAAAGUUACAAACUAUGCGUGCUUUAAUACUUGUCGGUGGUUAUGGGACCAGACUGCGACCUCUGACUUUAAGUCGGCCUAAGCCACUUGUCGAGUUUGCAAAUAAACCAAUGCUUCUACAUCAAAUCGAAGCACUGGUACAGACAAAUGUAACUGAAGUUAUAUUGGCUGUUUCCUAUCGGGCGCAACAGAUGGAAGAAGAGUUGGUUCACGAGACGAAGAAACUGGGCGUACGGCUUAUCUUCUCUCACGAACCGGAACCAUUGGGUACCGCCGGGCCACUCGCGCUCGCGCGCCAAUAUUUAUGUGCCAGUGACGAUCCAUUUUUUGUCUUGAACUCUGAUAUCAUUUGCGACUUUCCUUUUAAACAGCUCCUCGAGUUCCAUGAGAAUCAUGGGAAAGAGGGAACUAUAGUCGUCACGAAAGUAGAGGAGCCGUCAAAGUAUGGUGUAGUUGUAUAUGGAGAAGAUGGAAAGAUUGAAAGCUUUGUUGAAAAGCCACAAGAGUUUAUAUCGAAUAAAAUUAACGCAGGAAUGUACAUCCUUAAUCCAAGCGUAUUAGACCGAAUAGAAUUGAAGCCUACGAGCAUCGAGAAAGAAGUCUUCCCGAGUAUGGCUCAGGAUGGAGAAUUAUACGCCAUGGAAUUGCCAGGCUUCUGGAUGGAUGUGGGACAGCCUAAAGACUUUCUCACAGUGUCCAUAACUUUAUUAUCAGGAAUGUCUAUGUAUCUUGCCUCGUUGAGGCAAAAGCAUCCUGAACAGCUUCAUUCCGGGCCUGGUAUAGUAGGCAAUGUCUUGAUAGAUCCAACGGCUACGAUCGGCAAGGAUUGUAGAAUCGGACCCAACGUCACGAUUGGUCCUGGCGCCACUCUAGCUGAUGGAUGCUGCAUUAAACGAAGCACUAUUCUUAAAGCAGCUGUGAUAAAAGAGCAUGCUUGGCUAGAUGGUUGUAUCGUCGGCUGGAGAAGCGUUGUAGGGCGAUGGGUGCGAAUGGAAGGUACAACUGUAUUAGGAGAAGACGUUAUCGUCAAGGACGAAUUAUACAUUAAUGGCGGACAGGUUUUGCCACACAAGAGCAUCUCCACUUCUGUGCCAGAACCACAGAUUAUUAUGUGAUCAAAGACAUAAU
This is a messenger RNA of Vollenhovia emeryi, 1473 nucleotides long. It is a transcript of the gene Gmppb, whose product is annotated as mannose-1-phosphate guanyltransferase beta. Bases 330 to 1460 code for a protein of 376 amino acids. Gene Ontology annotation, biological process: cell wall mannoprotein biosynthetic process; GDP-mannose biosynthetic process. The record is from RefSeq and is a predicted model, not a curated record. The transcript has 5 exons. Gene Ontology annotation, cellular component: cytoplasm. NCBI's taxonomy places the organism in Eukaryota, Metazoa, Arthropoda, Insecta, Hymenoptera, Formicidae. Gene Ontology annotation, molecular function: mannose-1-phosphate guanylyltransferase (GTP) activity; GTP binding.